Messenger RNA from Dimorphilus gyrociliatus, 1398 nucleotides. The record is from the annotation of a GenBank genome assembly. NCBI's taxonomy places the organism in Eukaryota, Metazoa, Annelida, Polychaeta, Dinophilidae.
ACAGUAGGCGGCUAAGGACUCGCAUAAUGCGAUGCGACAAAACUAAGAAUAGAAAGGCAAAUGCUGCGAUAAUAACACAGGACAACACAGAAUAAAAUAUUCCUGUAGUACUACUUCGAUAAAGGGAUGGAAUUGUACGCUGCUGUUCAGAAAGGAGAUAAUAACAAGGUAGAAGGUCUUUUGAUGAAAGGAGCAGACGCAAAUGCAGUUUUCGACGACGAACCAGUAUUAUUUACAGCUGUCGCUAACCGCGAAGAAUUAAUUAUUAAACUAUUGCUCGAUCACAAUGCUGACCCCAAUAGGCCUUUCGCUGCGGAUGAAGGAUUUGGGGUGAUGAUGAGAUAUCCUCUACAUGAAGCCAUAUGCCGAAACGAGAAGGAAAUAGAUGUAUGUUGCCGAAUUGUGUGUCAACUUUUAUCUAAGGGAGCUGAUCCAGAUGCCGUUGACGACUGUGGACAAACAGCAUUUCACCAUGCAGCUGCCUGCAACAAUCUUCAAAUUAUUAAAUUAUUACUGCAGUAUAAAGCUAAUCCACUGUUAGUUGAUGCUUCAGGUGAUACUGCUUUAAGUUUAUCAGCAAGUGAAGGUCAUUAUGAGAUUACUAAAUUACUUCUGGAAAAUGGCGUAAAUCCCAAUUCACCUUCAAGCGCAAAAAACGCUCUUUGCACACCACAUUCUGCAAUUAUUCAACUACUCUUAGAACAUAAAGCAAAUCCUAAUGGAUAUGUCUCUGAGGAUGACAGCAAUACAACAGUUGUCGAGUCAUUCUGUCGUUUGGGGAAGGUGGACAUUCUUACAAAAUUGGUUCAACAUGGAGGAAAGUUGACUCAACGCUGCGGGGUAUUGGCGGUUAAUAAAGCAUCUCCAAGCCUAUUGCAUUUCCUACUAGAGAAUGGUGUGAAGUUUGGAUUUGAGACGUUGGAUGCCAUUUACAAACAAGCUAAUGCUAAAGCACUUCUAAGUUUGUAUCUAAUUGGUAUUGAUCCGAAAAUUGACGAUACCAAGAUGAGAUACCUACAAGUCUUAUCUUUAAAUUUUCCCACUAUAAAAGUAGUUAGAAUGUUGGAAACAAUGAAGAGUUUAAAUAUGGAGGAGCCAUCUGUGUCGUGUAUUUUAAAACUUAAAGACAAUCCACUUAGCUUAGCAAGAACAAAAGAUGUUUGUGAAUACUUUUUAACUAAUCUUGGUAAUCCUAUGGCACUUAAGGGAUUAUGUCGCAUAAAAUUAUACGAGGUUUUGGGUAAAGAUGUAUUCUACCUAAAAUUUCCUAAUUCACCCGAAGUCGAAAGAUUUUUAAGAUUUGAGGAAGCGAUGGCAAUUGGAGAAAAGUGUUUAGCAUGCGAUGAAUGGAUCGAUGAAUGUUCUUGUGGAGAAUUUGAGGAUUAUAAUGAAAUUUAA